AUGGAGCUGAUUGGAUCCACUCUGACAGCCACAUAUGCUCGGCCAAAAACCAGUCACUUCCUCCCUGCCAUCUCCACCAUGGCAUCCAGCUAUCGCAACACCCAGCCUAUCUUGGCGAUUAAUGCCAGUGCCAACCAGUGGAGGACCAACAGUUACUACAAGAGCAGCAGUGCUAUCCCAACCCAGUCUUCUAUACAACGAGAGAAUUUAGAUCUGGUUCGAGCCAAGACCAUGUUCUACCCAUCCAACAGGAGCACACUGACCACCCGUUACACUCCUGAUGACUGGUACAAGUCCAACCAAAGCAACUACAGGGAGUCUGAGUCAUCCCGGAAAAGUGCAGAGAGACUAAGAAGAGACACCAUCCGGCUAAUGCAGGAUAGAGAGCAGCUGACCAGACGAACCCAGGAGAGUACCAGCAAGAACAUUGGUGAGCGGCUCAAUGACAUCGUCUUCUGGAGGUCUGAGCUAAGCCAUGAGAUUGACAACAUGGUGACAGAGAUAGCAACCCUCACUGAGGUGAAGAGGAGGCUAGAGAGAGCCUUGGCAGAGACUGAGGGGCCCCUUCAGGUGUCUCAAGAGUGUUUGUACCACAGAGAGAAGCGGAUGUCCAUCGAUCUGGUACAUGACGAUGUAGAGAAAGAUCUCAUAAGGGAAGUGGAAGUCAUAAAAUCAUGUCAGGAAAGGAUGAGGCGACAUCUGGACAGGGCCAUCGCUCAACUGGCGUCAAACCGGGCAACCCAGCAUGAAUUAGAGAGAGAUAUGAGUGAUAAAAUGACAGCUCAGAGGAUAGAUGACAGGUGUCAUCGUCUGAGGAACACGUCAGAUGGUAUCGGCUUCUGUAGAGGCAUUGAUAGAUUAGAUCCUUCACUCUCUCUGCCAGACUCGUGGUCCAAGUUCACAGACGACAACAUCCUGCACUCCCAGAGCGAACGAGCCGCCUCCCACAAGCUCAGGGACGAGAUAGAAAUCCUGCUGAACACCACGUCCAAUGAGAUGUGGAGCCAGUUUAACAAUGUCAAUGUCGCCUUCACCAACCGCAUAUCGGAAACUGCUGACACUAAGAACAGUCUGCAAACCCACUUGGCAAAGACUCUACAAGAGAUUUUUCAGACUGAGAUGCUGAUUGAGUCUCUGAAGAAAGCCCUGAGAGACAAAGAAUCUCCUUUGAAAGUGGCCCAAACCAGGCUGGAGGAGAGAACUCGCAGACCCAACAUAGAGCUCUGCAGGGACAACCCACACCACAGACUUGUGGGUGAGGUGAGAGAGAUCGAAGACACCAUUCAUAAGCUUCGGGAGAGGCUGAUGGAGGCGGAGAACACUCUGCAGACUCUUGUCAAGACCAAAGUGACCCUGGAGCAUGACCUAUCCAUCAAGGCCAACUCACUGUUCCUGGACCAGGAGAAGUGCAUGAGCAUGCGCAAGAGCUUUCCUAGUAUGCCCCGUCUGGUGGGCUACACCUAA
Scomber japonicus (chub mackerel) is the source of this 1464-nucleotide messenger RNA. RefSeq names its product tektin 3 (gene tekt3). Gene Ontology annotation, cellular component: nucleus; microtubule cytoskeleton; sperm flagellum. The transcript is spliced from 7 exons. Gene Ontology annotation, biological process: cilium assembly; cilium movement involved in cell motility. The record is from RefSeq and is a predicted model, not a curated record. Lineage: Eukaryota; Metazoa; Chordata; Actinopteri; Scombriformes; Scombridae. The coding region runs from base 1 to 1464 and encodes 487 amino acids.